CAUGAAAAUGCCUGCAGCGUAUGAACGACGCAGUUAACUCUGACAACAAUGCCGUUUCAUCAGCUAGAGCUAGCUACGCCAAAUGCCAUUUCUGUUGUUACAUGGCUCUAAUUAGAGCCGGUUACUCGGCACGUGGAGUCCGUGGUGACGGCUCGCCGUUCGUAAAGACACGAGACAGACACGCCCGACAAGACAGAUUUUGCGACGACCCCGGGCACAGGACGCCCCAAGGAGAAGUCACGCUGUCUUCAGUACAAAGAGGAAUUUUAUUUAGGGGGGGCAGCGGGGCAGCUUGGGUUUCUUACUACUUCUGCCGCCAGUUCCACCUGCGACACCAUGAGCGAUCGACUCCUUGAGCGACUCCGCUUGCAGCGCCUCGGAGCGGAGCAGCCAGCGAGUACGAUAGCGACUUCUUGUACGAACUAGGGUUUUCGGUGGCCACAGCGAGCAGGCGAAGGAGGACAAAGCCUGGGCGGAUGCGCCCGAGGCUGACAGGCGCGGCCGCUGGCGCAGACAGCGACGGUGAAGGGGCAGCGGGCGGCAGGUCGCGGAGCAGGAGCUGCCCGAGCCACGGCUGCGUGUGCUGCAGCUGCUGGUUGCAACUUCGCGUUGGUGUACAUGAGCAAGUGCAUCAGCAUCAGCAACUGGCAGCCAGGGCGCUGAGCAAUGUGUACGCCCGCGGCGACAGUGGUGGCGGUGGCGCUGCCGGCGUGGCAGCAGGACCAUCCCGGCCUCCACAGCCGCUGCCAAGCGAGGUGAUGUCGCUGUCAAGUGACAGCUUGAGCGCCAGCGGCAGCGGUGGCAAUGGUGGUGGCGGCGGCGCUGCCUGCGUGGUGGCAGGUGCGGCCGUGCAGCGGCUCCAACCGCGCCCCUAUGCGAUUGAGCUGCUGAACAGCAGCUCUGGGGACACCGUGCACACCCAAGGCACCUAAGGUGGUGGUCGCGGCCCCGGUGCGAGGGGAGCCUUACCGAAUGGAAGCUGGGGGCUGGGGUCCCUCGGCCCUUUGUGCCUCGGGACUCAAUGUCAGCCAUUUGCUUCCCUUGCCAUGUUUCAUGGCGCCCAGAAGAUCGAUCUGAGGCCUGGGUAGCAGAAUAAUGAAUGCAACAUUACAGGAAGGGACGGAGUUAUGAUUGCGACAUUACAAAGAAGGGACAGUCCGACCGGAGUUAUGGCACUCAUUCCGACCAGAAGUUGAUGCUUCCUCCCAUGUAUGGUGGCCCGAAAGUUCCUUCAUAAACACAGUGAUGACCAAAUGAGCCAGUGGAUGAUCCUGGACACGGAGCCAGUACCGACCUUGUCCGGGUUAUGGCGGCAAGAGGUGCGUUGUAUGAUUGUGCCUUUGUCCGGGUUAUGUAUGGUGGCCAAAGGUGGACCAGGGCAAUAUUGGCUUCAUCCCCAUGUUGU
This is a messenger RNA of Chlamydomonas reinhardtii, 1405 nucleotides long. RefSeq lists its product as uncharacterized. NCBI's taxonomy places the organism in Eukaryota, Viridiplantae, Chlorophyta, Chlorophyceae, Chlamydomonadales, Chlamydomonadaceae. The record is from RefSeq and is a predicted model, not a curated record. The coding region runs from base 477 to 932 and encodes 151 amino acids. The transcript has 4 exons.